Messenger RNA from Dreissena polymorpha, 2610 nucleotides. RefSeq names its product carbohydrate sulfotransferase 15-like. The record is from RefSeq and is a predicted model, not a curated record. Bases 119 to 838 code for a protein of 239 amino acids. The transcript has 4 exons. Lineage: Eukaryota; Metazoa; Mollusca; Bivalvia; Myida; Dreissenidae. Gene Ontology annotation, biological process: hexose biosynthetic process. Gene Ontology annotation, molecular function: N-acetylgalactosamine 4-sulfate 6-O-sulfotransferase activity.
AUUGUGUUACAAAUUCACAUACUUUAUCAACCGUUAUUAUUUUUGCGAAAUAGUGGGUAAUAUGAGUCAGCGUUAAGUAAACAUACGAAUUAUAAAGUGGUGUUUUUUUAUCAAAGUAAUGCAGAUCCGGAUUACAAGCAUUCAUGCAUUCUUCAUUUCCCACGUGUAUCUAGGUAACGGUGAUCCAAUGGACUUUUGGGACCGCUUCCGGGAGAGCAACCUGCCGCAAAACACGCCCGGCGCCGACGAGCUGCUCUGGACGACGCCAUACGCCGUCCGCCACGUCUACCCGAACGUCAAGCUGCUACUCAUGCUACGGGAUCCCGUCGACAGGUUGUAUUCUCACUAUUUCCAUGGUCGCUACGGCAAAUCGGCACACUCCUUCCAUGACCAUGUGGUAAUUUCCAUUGAACGAUGGAAGGCAUGCACGAGCUCCCAUAGCAUUCGUCACUGCAUUUACGAUCAGCCCUUUAGCAAAACGCUGCCGGCGCCGAUCUUUACGAGCUUCUACAUCGUGCACCUGUUGGAGUGGCUUAAGGCGUUUCCGCGGGAGCAGAUCUUGAUUUUCCGGAACGAGGAUUACACGGUGGACAUAAAGGGCACCAUGACGGACAUAUUCCGCUUUUUAGACGUCGAGGUCCCCAACGACCACGUUCUCACGCAGAUGGCAAACAUGGCCCCUUUCUUCGAGUCAAUUAAGCGGAAGUCGGCCGGGCCCAUGCUACCGGAAACCAAGCGCCUCCUGGUGGAGCUCUAUCGGCCCUACAACGAGCAGCUCGCGGCUUUCCUCGGGGACGAGAGAUUCGCAUGGCGCGACGCAUCUUUUGCCACCGCAUAGACCACCGUCAGCAUUACUCGUUGUAUACUUCGCUGAAUCACAGUGGGAUAAAGUCGGUAUAGCUUUUGGGAUACGAUUUAUAUGUAAGGCAUGGGUUUCAGUCAGCAUAUCUCCCGAUGAUCUAUACACGUUGAUAGCGGGGGUUUAUUCAAAAUUAAAUAAUGGUACAUUUCCAACGCCUCGUUGGAUACAUUAUUUCAUAGUAUACCGUUCAUACACCGUAAACAUCGUUUGCAUGUGUACAAGUACAUAGAAUAUGCAUGAGAUCUCGAAUAAUAAAUGCCAAUAGAACGGUUCUAUAAAUGAACGUGACUGUGGUAAAAAACCUCUCCCGGCGUCAUUAGUGUUCCGGAAAUUACGAUCGUGCUUGUGGCUGUUAUUGACUGUGAUAAAUAAUUCAGAGACUGACUGUGAUAAUUUAAGGGAUAAUUUAGGGGUACAUAGCUAUGUGUAUAGUGAAACUAGAUAUGUGGGACAUAAUUGAUACCAAUGUGUUGUGUUUAUGGCAAGCAGUUACUACAUUUGAUGGGUCAACGAAACAUAUUCGAAGUGUUGACCAAAAAAAGUCAAAUACAAUAGUUUGGUACUGCACCAUCGCUACACAGAGGCCGUUGGUCCAGUAGUUGGGCUGUAUUUUUACGUUUUGUAUUUUCCAACAUUUCGAAAUUAAUUUCACAAUGAUUGUUUUAACUGUGUUUUAUUGGUAUAGGGCCGUGAAUUGAAUAAAUUGACAUUUGACUGUGUAAACUGUGUAAACACACAAAUUUCGCACUCUUGGAAAACCGGGCUAAAUGCAUGUUCGUAAAGUCGCGUCCUAGAUUAUCGUCUGCAGUCCGCACGGACUAAUCGUGUACGAAACUUUCCGCAUAGACUCGCUUUCGUUUAAUAUAAAUCCUUUAAGCAAAAACAAAUAUAAAAGCGGAAAGUUUCGUGCCUGGUUCUUGGAAAUACAUUAAUGGCCCUGCUGGUACUCGAUUCAAUGGAAAGAUAUGUGAUACUUAUGAACUGUACUUAGUAUUAAUGCUGGUAUUCUCUAUUAACGUAUUUGCAUAAUAGAAGGCGAUUCCAGUUUUAUGAAAAUUAUUGUGUUGUUGCGUUUCAUAAGGAGACGAAAAGUUUGCAUGCAUUAUUUGUGCUAGUCAGAUAUAAUAUACAUGUAUUGCCUGCCGAAUUUGUUAUUUGUGUUCUACAUUGAUGAAAGUACUCUAAAUCUAAUGUUCUUUUUAAAACGUUCGUAUUUUAAACGUGAAUCGGAUCUAUUUUAUGUUUUAACAGUUUGAAUGUUGCACUCUCUGUCGUACUUUGGUACAUGCUGCACGUUUGCAAUGUCACACGCGUUAGUAUCGCUCGCAUUUAUUGGUCCGCUAUACAGUCACACACGGUUCAUUGAUUUCAUAAGUGGACAAGAUAGCUCCAUACCAUACUGUUCGAAUGCGCAGGCUUGUCUGGAUCCACCCUGGCCGUUUAUGACAUAAGACCCAUUAUCGCAUGACAAGGAUCAUAUCGCCCCUUGGUGCAAAAAGGUACAAUGUGACAUUGAAAUUAAAAGGCACAUGGUACCUUUUUGCACCAAUAGGUCGAUAUGUUGUUGUAUUCAAAUUACAUUUUUUUAACGUUAGACUAUUUUUAUCAGGAAGUUACAUGUCCUUAAAUAUCGUUAUUGUAGUUUUGUUUAUCUUGCAAUAUAUGUUUUCAAAGAUACUGCAAUGAAAUGCUAUUCUUAUUUCGCAUACAUGUUGAAGUUGCUUGUACACAUGUUUAUUUAUGUAUUA